This is a messenger RNA of Gorilla gorilla gorilla (western lowland gorilla), 2796 nucleotides long. RefSeq names its product cilia and flagella associated protein 298 (gene CFAP298). NCBI's taxonomy places the organism in Eukaryota, Metazoa, Chordata, Mammalia, Primates, Hominidae. Gene Ontology annotation, biological process: regulation of cilium movement. The record is from RefSeq and is a predicted model, not a curated record. Bases 605 to 1408 code for a protein of 267 amino acids. The transcript has 6 exons.
AAGGGACGCUGGAAUGUGGAGCGGUUGUGGGGCGGCAGCUGCGGAACUCGGCGAUUGUGGUUUCCGCCGUACUUCCCGUUCCCCAUCUAGUAACUCCCAUCUCAGCCCACGUAUCUCCCUGAGGGGAAAUCUCGGGCCCCAGACCAGUCGAUUGGGAGGUCCGCUCUCCCCUUCAGCGACUUGGUCUGUGUUUUGGCAGUUGCCCCGACAACAGUCACUUCCGGGAAGGGGCUCUGCGAAUCUCCUUCCGCCGGUCCGCUCAUAAUCAGCUGUCCUCUCAGACUGUGUGGGUGGUUUCCCCGGCCGCAGCUCCGCAUGGGCGUGGAUUGCUGGGCCUCGGUGCACCCCAGCCUCCCCCACUCGGGUUCUGAGCUUGAGCUGGCGGCUCUUUAACUCUGUUUCACUGUUGCUCUUGGCAACAUCCACUUCCGGGAGCGAGUGCCGUUUCCCCCGCUCACCGCGGGCUAGGGAGCGUGGGAUUCCGGACUCUGAGCGGCUGUUAGUGCGUCGCCGCUGCUGGCGAUCCGGCGACCCUCGGCCGGCAGGACCCGCGGGCCACGCAGCCCGGGCCUUCUCACCGCCUCAGUACCUCGGCGGGACCGCCAUGGUUCUGCUGCACGUGAAGCGGGGCGACGAGAGCCAGUUCCUGCUGCAGGCGCCUGGGAGCACCGAGCUGGAGGAGCUCACGGUGCAGGUGGCCCGGGUCUAUAAUGGGCGGCUCAAGGUGCAGCGCCUCUGCUCAGAAAUGGAAGAAUUAGCCGAACAUGGCAUAUUUCUCCCUCCUAAUAUGCAAGGACUGACCGAUGAUCAGAUUGAAGAAUUGAAAUUGAAGGAUGAAUGGGGUGACAAAUGUGUACCCAGCGGAGGUGCAGUAUUUAAAAAGGAUGAUAUUGGACGAAGGAAUGGGCAAGCUCCAAAUGAGAAAAUGAAGCAAGUGUUAAAGAAGACUAUAGAAGAAGCCAAAGCAAUAAUAUCUAAGAAACAAGUGGAAGCCGGUGUCUGUGUUACCAUGGAGAUGGUGAAAGAUGCCUUGGACCAGCUUCGAGGCGCGGUGAUGAUUGUUUACCCCAUGGGGUUGCCACCGUAUGAUCCCAUCCGCAUGGAGUUUGAAAAUAAGGAAGACUUGUCGGGAACACAGGCAGGGCUCAACAUCAUUAAAGAGGCUGAGGCGCAGCUGUGGUGGGCAGCCAAGGAGCUGAGAAGAACGAAGAAGCUUUCAGACUACGUGGGGAAGAAUGAAAAAACCAAAAUUAUCGCCAAGAUUCAGCAAAAUGUUCAGACCAGAGGGCCCUGGAAGACCAUGCCUGAAAUGCGGCUAAGGCACCACGAGGCUGAACAGAAAACCGGGGCCUUAUCAGAGAGAAGAGAAGGGCCCCACAGUCCAAACGCCCAGGAGGCUCCGCCCUGACCUGCUGCCGCACGCGUUUGCUGCAGGGUGAGAAUCUGGGGAAGACUCAAUGAAGAAAAUGUCCUGGCCAGGCCAGGAAGAGCAACACACAGAGAGCUGCAGCAGAGACAGGGAUGGGGGGACCCUGCCCUGGGAGCCGCCCGGCUGAGGCUCAGGAGGGGAGCUGCAAAGGCUGAAGCCUACACAACCCCUCACACACUUCAGGACACACACAACCCCUCACGCACCUCAGGGACUCACACAACCUCUCACACACCUCAAGAAGCUACACAAACUCUCACACACCUCAGAAACCUACACAAACUCUCACACACCUCAGAAACCUACACAAACUCUCACACACCCCAGGGACUCACACAACCUCUCACACACCUCAGGACACACACAACCCCUCACAUACCUCAGGAACCUACGCAAACUCUCACAUACCUCAGGACACACACACAACCCCUCACACACCUCAGGAACCCAUAUAAGGAACCCACACACCUCAGGCUCAUACACACAAGCCCUCACACACCUCAGGAAUCCACACACAACCCCUCACACACCUCAGGGUCUCACACAUAAUGCUGACACACCUCAGGGUCUCAUACACAAACCCUCACACACCUCAGGACCCACACAAUUCAUCCCACUUCUCAGGACACACAUAAAACCCCUCACACACCUCAGGGGCCCAUACAUAACCCCUCACACACCUCAGGACUCACGCACAAUCCUCUCACACACCUCAGGACUCACACAACCACUCACACACCUUAGGACCCACACACACCUCAUACACCUCAGGGACACACACAACCCCUCACAUACCUCAGAAACCUAUAUAAACUCUCACACACUUCAGGACAAACAUACAACCUCCCACACACCUCAGGACACACACACACACUCCUACAGUUAGAAUGACACACAGGGACAAAAGUGCCUUCUGUUUCCUCUUUGUGGUAUUUUCUUCAUUCAUUCAUGACGUCGGCAUUUACUGCCUAUUGCAUGCGAAUCGCUUGCAGAACUAUCCGAGUGACACACGUCCCAAGCAGGCUCAGGUGAGCCCCAGGUGUGUGUUGUCCACACGCAGCACCAUGGAUGAGAAGGACAGCCAGGGUUUAACAGGAAUAUCGACUCUUGCUUGCUCCUCAUUCUCUUCUCUAUCACAAAAAUCACACGGACAAUUCAGAUGGAGAUGCAUUUAGUGAAAUGAUGAAACUUUGAAUCCUGUCUCCUAUUUAAACUCACAUAUAUUAUUUUCCCUUCAUAAAAAUGUUUUUUCUAGUAAAUAAUUUGAUAUCCGAAGAAAGUUUGUAUUUCUCCAAGAAUGUAUGCUCAGAGAAAUGAGCUCUUACUACAAGUUGCGUAUUGAAGACUUGAUAUAAAACACAUGGUUU